AUGACGACUACGGCUUCAAUAUGGACGCUACAUUUUCAUUCGUCCUCGUUCCCAAUUCCGAUUUUAUCAAGUGAAGUACGAUUUCGGAGAUAUUUGGAAUUUGCUUGUAAUUGUAAAAACUGUACCAGUAGAAGUACAUUAAGAAAGUUCAUAGUGAGAGCAGUGAGUUCAGAUGAUGAUAAGCGCCUUCGAGAUGAGGUUAUAGUUAAUAACUCAUCAAAAGACAAUGCAGCGAAGACACAGCAAAACCCAGUUGCUAUGUUCCAAGAGUCAAUUAGCUCUCUUCCUUUGUUAGUUUUCAAGACUGGGAAAUAUUCUGGUGUAAGUUUCACUGUUGGAUUGUGCAUUGUGGCAACUUUGUUAAUUAUAGUGGUGAAAGGAUAUGCUGCAAGGAAAUCAAGACACAAUCGUCCUGGCUCUGUGGCUGAUCUUGUCCGCCGUGGUCAGCUGAGAUCGGAUAGAAGAGGCAUCUCAACACCUCUCAAAUAUGAAGACCCAUUCAACAACCCUAUGGUAAAGGUCAGCAAGAGCAAUUCAAGUGUUGAGAUGUGUGGAAAAGUAUACCGUUUAGCUCCAGUGACUCUCACAGAGGAAGAGCAAUCAGUCCAUCAGAAACGGAGAUCACGUGCAUAUCAGUGGAAGAGACCAACAAUGUUUCUUAAAGAAGGAGAAUCCGUUCCUCCUGAUGUGGAUCCCGACACUGUUAGGUGGAUUCCUGCAAAUCAUCCGUUUGCAACUACUUCAAGCGAUAUCGAUGAAGAUUUGGCACAAAAUAAUGUGUACCAGAAGCAUGGUGUUCCAUUUCGUAUUCAGGCAGAGCAUGAAGCAUUGCAGAGAAAGCUUGAAGCCCUGCAAAAUGAGCAAAAACUUAACAAAUUAGUGAUUGAUCCCGCAGCAGCCAGAGACUUUGAGAGGCCACUAAAAUCACAUCUGAAGUCAGGCGAUCAAGUAGAACAGAGCACCUCGAAUCCUAAAUCGAGUCCUAAUCCUCCUAAAUCCGACCGUGCACAUAAUUCCUGCGAGCAAACCAAUCUAUGA
Molecule: messenger RNA, 1038 nt
Organism: Fraxinus pennsylvanica
Lineage: Eukaryota; Viridiplantae; Streptophyta; Magnoliopsida; Lamiales; Oleaceae
Source: the annotation of a GenBank genome assembly